Molecule: messenger RNA, 1161 nt
Organism: Saccharomyces paradoxus
Lineage: Eukaryota; Fungi; Ascomycota; Saccharomycetes; Saccharomycetales; Saccharomycetaceae
Gene: DOM34
Product: ribosome dissociation factor DOM34
Exons: 1
Coding region: 1-1161 (386 amino acids)
Biological process (GO): nonfunctional rRNA decay; ribosome disassembly; RNA surveillance
Cellular component (GO): cytoplasm
Source: RefSeq, a predicted model, not a curated record
AUGAAAGUUAUUAGUCUGAAAAAGGAUUCUUUUAACAAAGGAGGGGCAGUGAUUACUCUGUUGCCGGAAGACAAGGAAGAUCUGUUUACUGUUUAUCAAAUUAUUGAUAAAGAUGACGAGUUGAUAUUUAAGAAGAAGUUCACCUCUAAACUUGAUGAAGCUGGUAAGAAAAAAAGUACAGAUUUGGUUAAGUUAAAGAUUAAAGUAAUAUCUGAGGAUUUUGAUAUGAAGGAUGAGUACUUGAAAUAUAAAGGUGUUACUGUUACCGACGAAAGUGGGGCUAGUAAUGUCGACAUACCUGUUGGUAAAUAUUUGAGUUUUACCCUUGAUUAUGUAUAUCCCUUCACUAUCAUAAAACAAAAUUUUAAUAAGUUCAUGCAAAAACUUUUAAACGAAGCCUGCAAUAUUGAGUAUAAAUCAGACACCGCAGCGGUGGUUUUACAGGAAGGAAUCGCCCAUGUUUGUUUAGUGACAUCCUCUUCUACUAUUCUAAAACAAAAAAUUGAGUAUAGUAUGCCAAAAAAGAAGAGGACCACUGAUAUAUUGAAGUUUGAUGAAAAAACUGAAAAAUUUUAUAAAGCAAUUUACAAUGCAAUGAAGAAAGAUUUAAAUUUUGACAAAUUGAAGACUAUUAUUCUUUGUUCUCCAGGCUUCUACGCUAAGAUAUUAAUGGACAAAAUUUUCCAGUAUGCCGAAGAGGAACACAAUAAGACAAUUCUCGACAACAAAGGAAUGUUCUUUAUAGCCCACUGCUCCACGGGCUACUUACAGGGCAUUAAUGAAGUUUUGAAGAAUCCAUUAUAUGCUUCAAAACUGCAAGAUACUAAGUACUCCAAAGAAAUCAUGGUGAUGGAUGAAUUUUUGCUGCACUUAAACAAGGAUGACGAUAAAGCUUGGUAUGGUGAAAAAGAAGUUGUUAAAGCUGCAGAUUAUGGGGCGAUUAGUUAUUUACUGUUAACGGACAAAGUUUUGCAUUCCGAUAAUAUUGCACAAAGAGAGAAGUAUCUACACCUAAUGGACUCUGUUGAGAGCAAUGGAGGGAAAGCAUUGGUAUUAAGUACUUUGCAUUCUCUUGGAGAGGAACUUGACCAAUUGACAGGUAUAGCCUGCAUCCUCAAGUACCCACUCCCAGAUCUUGACGAAGACGAUGAUGAGGAGUGA